AUGGCAAUAGUUGUGGUGAUAUACUGGGCAAGUCUCUCUUGUAUUCACAUCCCCCAUCCUGUAAUAUUUCUCUGCACAUUCCCCUCAAUACUCGAAGAUUUACAAGUGUUUUACUAUGCAGAGUGUGAGAUAGGCAGUAUGCAAGGGCUUACAUCUGUAGCCGUUCGCGCCAUCUACAGUAGCUAUCACUAUGUACACAGUAGCUGGUUGCUGGGAAUGGAAUCGUUGCUGCAAUUGGCGUCUAGGCAGAGUAGGGAAGAGUACAUUGUUGAACGUCAACGACGCUGUGCAUUUCUUGGCUCUGACUAUGUUGCUGUUAGGUAUGUGAGGCAUUAG
Plenodomus lingam JN3 is the source of this 336-nucleotide messenger RNA. Lineage: Eukaryota; Fungi; Ascomycota; Dothideomycetes; Pleosporales; Leptosphaeriaceae. The record is from RefSeq and is a predicted model, not a curated record.